ACAGAAGGCGUCUUUUAUUGUGUGUGUGUGUGUGUGUGCGCUGUGAACCUUGUCCGUCCACAGUGUCACAGUCUGAGCAGGAACACACACUCGGGACUCCAUGGGGUCCUCCACAGGUUGCCAGGAUGCGAUGGAAUUCCCACGUUUUACCUUCAAUCCGAAGGAAGGGAUUGAUAAUCCAGCUCUGGUCCUCUCUGAUGAUCCUGAGCCGGAUCAGAGCCCCCUGCCCAGACUGUGCCAGCUGAAGCGCUUGGAGGGGCAGGGCUUUGGCUUCUACCUGCGGGUGGACCAGAGCAGCCAGGGCUUUGAGAUCAGAAAUGUGGACCCUUGGAGCCCUGCAGAGCAAAGCGGCCUCAGAGACGGAGACCGAGUGCUGGAGGUCAAUGAGGAAAAUGUGGACAACAUGGACUUCUCCAGGAUUGUGGGGAAGAUCCAGUCAUGCGGCUUGCACUUGUUUCUCCUGGUGUUGAGGAGGGAAGAGUAUGAACAGGCAGUGUCUGUUGGUGUGGACCUGCAGAUACUGGCCAAGGCCUCCAAAGGGGACCGCUGGUCGAGACCACGACUGUGUCACAUCAGCAGACACGUGGAGUAUGGCCUGGGGAUGACCAUCGUCUCAGUGGAAGGUCAGAAGGGCCAGUAUAUUGUGAGCACAGUGACUGACGGUGCAGCAGAGAAAGCUGGUGUCUGCACAGGAGACAGACUGAUAUGGAUCAACGGCGUCACGGUGUCAACACUCACACACUCCACUCUCAACAGAACUGUGAAGAAGAGUGGGGACUCGGUGACAGUGCUGGUCAUCGACCGUGAAAGUGAGUCUUGCAAUGUCAGGAGGAAGAUGCCUACCCUGCCUGUGGUGGCAGAAUGCUGCAGCCUCCCCCACACUCCCAAAACCAUGCAUCUGGUUAAAGGACCCGAUGGAUACGGCUUCCUGCUGAGACAAGAGAAGCUGGCAGGCACUCGACGGAUAGUUCAUGUGCUGAGGGAGGUGGAUGUGGGAAGUCCAGCAGAGGGUGCAGGGAUGGAGGAUGGAGACCUGCUGCUAGCUGUCAAUGGGAACCCUAUUGAGUCUAUGGAGCAUGAGGACAUCGUCAAAAAGAUUAGAGAGAGUUGUGAUAAAGUCAUCCUCACCUCUAUAUCUAUACCAGGAAGAGACUUUUACAGAGAGUUAGGCAUUCCUCCCCUGUUGUUCCAUGACAAAUGUACACUCAAGGAUGUCAGGCAGCGGACUGCCUCCCACUGCACCAAGAACCAGAGUGCAACCCCUCUGAGCGAUGGAGAUGGAUGUACGACAUAUUCCACAAUGUAUGUUCAGGACGGAGGGGAGACAGGCUCUGGUUUCCACUCAGACCAUGUCCCGGAUCGGUCAGGAACAUUAACCACACAGCUGUCAGAUAGGACAAGUGAUGCUUUCUUGUGAUGGAAAUGCACAGAACCGAAUUACAUCAGUAGACAGAGGAAGACGAGGAGCUCAGUUCUUAGAAGCAAAUUUUGAUUUUCUUUUUUUCAAAAUCCCCUGUCUUCUGGGUGUAGGGCCCAUGUUUUGCCACUGGUUGCUCCUCAAUCUUUAAUGAGAUAUUUUUAACCUAUUGAACUCCAACUGUACAUUUUGAUUAAACAUGUUUUGUUAAUUAUAAACAAUGGUUGUUUUCUGUGAAUCUUAAUGUAUGGUUUAAGCUGUGAAAUAUGUUUUAAUUAUUUAGCACCAUAUAUGGUAAAUGGACUGCUUUUCUAGUCUAAGCGGCCACUUAAUGCCCAAGCCAGGAUUCACCCGCUCACACACUCACUGGUGGCAGAGGCUACCACACAAGGUGCCACCUGCUCAUCAGGAGCCAUAACAUUUAAACCCACUCUCAGGAAGCAGUUUGUGUUCAGUAAUUCGCUCAAAGACAGUUCAACAUCUACCUCCUGAGACACAGCCGCCCAUAUAGAAGCUUAUACAGAA
Messenger RNA from Cottoperca gobio, 1942 nucleotides. Its product is annotated as Na(+)/H(+) exchange regulatory cofactor NHE-RF3-like. The coding region runs from base 101 to 1417 and encodes 438 amino acids. Gene Ontology annotation, biological process: protein localization to plasma membrane. Gene Ontology annotation, molecular function: signaling receptor binding; protein-membrane adaptor activity. The transcript is spliced from 11 exons. Lineage: Eukaryota; Metazoa; Chordata; Actinopteri; Perciformes; Bovichtidae. Gene Ontology annotation, cellular component: apical plasma membrane. The record is from RefSeq and is a predicted model, not a curated record.